Messenger RNA from Mesocricetus auratus (golden hamster), 4117 nucleotides. It is a transcript of the gene Lrit1, whose product is annotated as leucine rich repeat, Ig-like and transmembrane domains 1. Gene Ontology annotation, molecular function: protein binding. The record is from RefSeq and is a predicted model, not a curated record. The coding region runs from base 1 to 1791 and encodes 596 amino acids. Lineage: Eukaryota; Metazoa; Chordata; Mammalia; Rodentia; Cricetidae. The transcript is spliced from 3 exons. Gene Ontology annotation, cellular component: endoplasmic reticulum membrane.
AUGCUUGUUCAAUCAAAUAUCCCCCCCAUUUCUGUGACCAGGACAGUGGUGUGCAGCGACCCUGACUUGACACUGCCCCCAGCUUCGAUUCCUCCGGACACCUGCAGGCUGUGCCUGGAGCGAACUGCCAUCCGCAGGGUGCCUGGAGAAGCUUUCAGGCCUCUGGGCCAUCUGGAACAGCUGUGGCUGCCCUACAAUGCUCUAAGCGAGCUCAGUGCCCUCAUGCUCAGGGGCCUGCACCGCCUAAGAGAGCUGCGUCUGCCUGGGAACCGCCUGGCUGCUUUCCCCUGGGCUGCUCUCAAGGAUGCUCCACAGCUGCAGCUGCUGGACCUGCAGGCCAAUCGCCUGGUGACCUUGCCACCUGAGGCUGCGCACUUCCUGGAAAACCUUACUUUCCUGGACCUCUCCAGCAACCUGCUGAUGAGGCUUCCUCUGGAGCUGCUAGAUACCUGGGCUCACCUGAAGACUGGACCCUUUCUUUCUGGUCACCGUGCCAGACUAGUCCUAGGGCUCCAGGACAACCCCUGGGUAUGUGACUGUCGACUCUAUGACCUGGUUCAUCUCCUAAAUGGCUGGGCUUCAAACUUGGUCUUCAUCGAGCCUAGACUGAGGUGUGCCAGCCCACGAAGCCUGGCUGGAGUGGCCUUCAACCAGCUGGAGUUGAGAAAGUGUCAGAGCCCAGAGCUCCGUCCAGGGGUGACCAGCAUCAUAUCCCCUUUGGGCAGCACGGUAUUGCUGCGCUGUGGAGCAACUGGGGUCCCAGGUCCUGAAAUGAGCUGGAGGAGAGCCAAUGGACGUCCCUUCAAUGGCACAGUGCACCAGGAAGUCUCCAGUGAUGGCUCAAGCUGGACUUUGCUGGAUCUGCCGGUGGUGUCUCUCUUUGACUCCGGAGACUACAUCUGCCAGGCCAAGAACUUCCUAGGGGCUUCUGAGACCCUGAUCUCCUUGAUUGUCACCGAGCCCCAGACUUCUACAGGAUUUAGUGGGAUUCCGGGGGCCCUGUGGGCAAGGACAGGGGAGGGAGCAGAAGCUGCUGCUUACAACAACAAACUGGUGGCCAGGCAUGUUCCCCGUUUCCCCGAGCCUUUAGCCCCGGCUACCAAGCCCUCGGUGCCCAGCGUAAAGAGGGAGUUGGAGCUCCAGCACUUUCAGAUGGACGUCCCAGGAGAGUUCUCCAGAGAGCAAGCAGAGCACCAGGAAGCCCAGAUGGUCAGUUCUCUCAAGGUGUUGGGAGAUACGUACCACAGUGUGUCGCUGGUGUGGAAGGCCCCUCAAGCUGGGAACACAACUGCCUUUAGUGUCCUUUACGCCGUCUUUGGGCAGCGAGACAUGCGGAGGGUGACUGUGGAGCCUGGGGAGACUAGUGUCACCAUCGAGGGGCUUGCUCCAAAGACCAAGUAUGUGGCGUGUGUCUGUGUGCGGGGCCUGGUGCCUACGAAGGAACAGUGUGUCAUCUUCUCUACCGAUGAGGUGGUAGACGCAGAGGGCACCCAGCGGCUCAUCAACAUGGUGGUGAUCAGCGUGGCGGCCAUCAUCGCGAUGCCUCCCACCCUGCUGGUCUGCUGUGGCGCUCUCCGAAGACGCUGCCACAAGUGCCGCACUGGGGGCUCUGCAGAGGCUUCCGGUGCCUAUGUUAAUUUGGAAAGACUCGGCCACAGCGAGGAUGGCUCGGAGGAGCUGUCCAGGAGCAGCCUCAGUGAGGCAGAUAGGCUUCUCUCAGCGCGCUCCAGCCUGGACUCCCAGCUCUGGGGAGUCAGGGGUAGCAGGCGCAUCAAUGAAUACUUCUGCUGAGCCUGCCUCCCCACUCACACCUGCUUAGCCGCUCUCCCUCUUCCGUCUCACACACUUUCACACCUGAUUUGUGUGCUCAGCCAUCCUUAUUGUUUGGGUACUUGCAUACAUGUGCAUUUACACCAACAACAGCUACUAUUGUUAUUAAGCACUUACUAUGUGCCAGCAAGUGUCCAAAGUACUUCAAUAGGCAAUAACUCACCUGAUUCUCAUAACAACUCUUAGUAACCACAGGCAUCGUUUUCCUCUCUAGUUUCCUGGAGAAGAAGCAGGUGUUAAGUAUUUUGCCUGUAUCAGCCAGUUUCUGCACAUAACAAAUAAAAGCAAAAACUCUCUGGUAUGCAGCAUUAAGACACUUACUUUUACACUGUGUCUGUAGGUGUAUGUCCCAUUGGGGCCCAGAGGUGGAGAGUAACAGUGGCUCCCUGGGACAGACUUUUCUCAGAUGGCAUAAGAGGAAUUUGUAAAAUCAAGCAAUACCUCUAAAUAUCUUAGUGUGAGAUUGCUUCUGCCCAUAUUAUAUCUGCCAAAGAGAGUCUCAUGGCCAAAUGCAACUUUAACAAGGCAAGCAAAGAUACUAAUCCUCUGAAGGUGAUGAUGGGAGACAAAACAUUUGUGAAACAGAUUUACUACCUGGCCCACCAUGGUACUGCUACCAGAGAGUGGCAGCUCUAGCUUUUGACCAGGCAGUUGGACAGCUGGUUCUAUUGGAAACUCCUUACCAUCCUCUAUGUUCAUUCAUGCUUGCAUUUAUGCCAACUCCUAGACACCCCACACAGUCUUUCUAUACAUUAGCCACGUUUUUGAACACACACACACACACACACACACACACACACACACACACACUUCUUCCAUAUUGUGCCCACCUCACUGAAUUCUAACAUACAACUUUUUGAGAUGCUUGUAAAUGCCCUAGAGUACUGCUCUCUUGCUCUCAGCUUGCCAGACUGGGGAGAACCAAGAAUCAUCUAUAACAGAGGGAACUGUCAUGCCCAUCUUGUCUUACACCCAGCCCAUUCCCAUAGAGCAGGCUUUACAAUGUUUUCUGAACUGUCCUUGGUUUUGGAGAGGACCUAGGAGCUUUUCUGGUCAUGCAGCAGGCUAUUUCAGAGGAGAAUUCCUGCUGAGUUCUGCCCAAGGCAGAGACAGCAAGGAUGCUUAUGCACAGGAGUGAAUAGAUGCUCUUAGCAGAAUACCCCAUUUAUUCCUUGUCUACAGAGUGAGUGGAUGCUCCUAGCAGAAGACCCCAUGUAUUCCUUGUCUACAGAGAAGAUGGGUAUCAAGUCUUUGGGUAACAACUGUGAGCUUUCAGAGUCAGAAGUGACCCCAGGACAUCAUUUAAUUACCACCACACAGGAUACUUCACCUCAUGUGAAUGUUGACUUGAUAUAUCUCCUUCUUAUUUGCAAAAAAAUCUUACAAAAUGUUCCUAACAGCCCCUUCUGGAGGCCAGGAUAUUUGAUUUUACAGAACUGAGAACCAAAGAACUAAAUAUGUAUACAAGGUAAAGAUGGAGUAUCUUUUGGAAUCCAUAUCUUUGACAACUUUCUGGACAUUAUGUCUUUAUUCAGUAUUGACCUCUGAAGGACAGUCCACACCAUAUUUAACAUGAAAAAUGAAUUUUUGGCAGCCACUGAAACAUGGAAUCAGAGCCACGUGAACAUUUUGCACAUGGUAAUAGAUUCAGCAAACUUACAUGUUCUUCUGUCACCACUCUCCGAAGGUUGCAUUUGAUUAUAACUUAUGAGUCAUCACCAUUAGCAAGAACAGUUUUUUGGUUGAACAGUAAUGGCCUUGUCUACAUCAGUUAUCAACAUAAUUUCUGCUAACUAAACCAUAUAAUGAAUGUCACAGGCUUUGUCAUUGCAAAUGGAAUGAAUGAAAAGCAAGUGUGGACUGCAUGUGAGUUAAUGGACAUGGACGUGAUCCAGUAAAGCAUUGUUUACAAGAGCAAAUGACAAACUAGAGACAACGUCCAAUUAGCCUUAUUGAACUCUGUGGAAGAAAAAUCAGGAACUUGGAAGCAAAAAAUAAAAUUAGUAUACUCAAUAUUGGCCAAGAGAUUGAGGAGGAGGAAGGAGAGGAGAAAGAGAGAAAUUGGGGAUGGGGACCAAAAUCCAGAAGGACUUCCUUCAGGGUGUGAGUGACCAUUACCUGCAAGAUGGCUGGCCUCUUUGUGUCCAUGUAUCAGCUUUCCUUUAUGUGUUUGUCUCCCCUGAUUUUUCUCUUGUAGGGAAGAGUCAUUCUGGAUUGUUCUAAUGAGUAUUUGUGUUACUAAAACAAACUCCUCUGGCAAAUGAAUAAAUAAACAACAUCUAGUUUA